AUGUUCAACUAUGCUCACAUAAAUUGGACAUCAUCAAACACUGCCGGAGCACUUCAAGGCCGUGGUGGUUUGCAAAGUGCUAUGGCUGGACAGCGCUACCAUAUUCCUGGUGAAGGUCGUGUAAUCAAACUCAAAGAAUUUUCCAAUGUGGGAGUUCCUGGCCGAUGGCUAUUUCGUGUUGACGAGGAGAUCAUUCGGGGUGGAUGCAGUAAUGAGAGCAUAGCUGAUAUGAUUGUUGAUAACCGUCGAUCUCGCUCAGGCUACCUAACCACGGCUCCGAUCGCCGCGACAAUGAUUGGCGGAGUGUACGUGAACGUUUCUGGACCGUGUCUUCGUGGUGGCGAUGUUGUCAAAGUGAUCUUCGAUGAGUACCAAGUUGACUGUGUUAGGAUAGGCACGAUCGCAGAACGCACAUCAAAUGAUGGCUCGUAUGAGUUCGAUCCGAGGACAUUGGCCAGAACGUCGAUGUUGUUUGACUCGUGGAGACGCUAUUCUUUUGGAGCUGUGAGAAUUUCCAUAGCGGACACUGACGAGAGCACUGGGUGGACCGGAGCUGGGCAGGUGUGCUGCUACGAUUUCGAGGGAUGGUUGAUGCAUUCGGAUGACUAUGAGAACGCUGCACAUCUAAGAUUUUUCAGCCCCGGAACUGCUAUGAGAGCACAUCCGAUGGGUUCGUACCCAUUCAAACGUCCACCAUAUGUGCCAUCGCUGUCGAAUUUUCAUACUGAUAUCAUGGCGUACGAGAAAUGCUGCAAAUGGGCGGGCGCUUGCGAGUUCUACUUUUGGCGACGACAAACCAGUGGAUGUCAGGAAUACAUACCACCAGUGGCAGGCAUAGCUUACGGUGAUCCGCACUUCGUCACUUAUGAUGGAACUCGGUACACCUUUCAAGGGAAGGGCUAUUAUAUCCUCACGAUGAGCAAAGAUCCACGACACGAUUUUCAUGUGCAGAUUCGUAUGGAACAACCACCAAAAACGGAUUGGAAUCAAGAAGUGCACGCGUCCGUUAUCACUGGGGUGGCAGCUCGUGAGAAUCAAUCGGAUAUCGUUCAAGUAUUCGCUCGGAAGGAGUUCCGCAGAUGGCGCUACCGAAUGGAUGUUGUGGUGAAUGGACAUUACAGAUAUUUCGACACACCCGAAUUGAAAAUGCAAAGAAUGCGCCAUGCAUUCUCAAUUCUACACAGUCGUUGUGUUGUGGCAUCUGAAUUCGACAUUACCGAGAACUAUCGUGGCGCCUCCUAUCCCGAUGGUGAUGACGAUUCCUGGUUCGGACAGGCAGCGUCAGCACAGCAAGAGUUUCUCAGAUCUAUCUCGCAAUCACAGCCAUCUACGCUACAGUAUGUGGCAGGUGGUCAACGUUUCAUUACGGUCGGACUUCUUGGCACGUUCAAUGGAAAUCACUUGGAUGAUCUGAUGGCUCCAGACGGUCAUAUCACCAUAGUAAGCCAUCCACCGACUGAGCAGGACAAUAUCAACGCUUACAAAUUUGGGUCAAGAUGUGAGGUGGCCUGUCAAAACGUCUACGAAUGUGAAUAUGACUAUUUUCUGACCGGUCGCCGCGAAAUCGCUAUGAAUACGUUAGAAGUGCAAAGCAAGUUGAUUGAGCUCAAGCACAAAGGCUCGCAACGAAUGCAGUCAUGCGGAGCACUUCUGGUGGCUCCUGGAGCUGUGAAAUAUCCACCUGGAAACAAUUAA
Ostertagia ostertagi is the source of this 1695-nucleotide messenger RNA. The record is from the annotation of a GenBank genome assembly. NCBI's taxonomy places the organism in Eukaryota, Metazoa, Nematoda, Chromadorea, Rhabditida, Trichostrongylidae.